Molecule: messenger RNA, 1359 nt
Organism: Rotaria socialis
Lineage: Eukaryota; Metazoa; Rotifera; Eurotatoria; Philodinida; Philodinidae
Source: the annotation of a GenBank genome assembly
AUGUUGGAUGACACACCAUGUCUUCCGGACAUUGAACAAGUAAUCAAUCGUUAUUUUCCUGAAUUAAAGAAUAAAUUUUCAAUGUUGUUAACAUAUCAUCCAACAAUCGACUGUGAACAUGGUCGUUAUUUAUUAUUAAAUAAUGCAUCAGGGUCUCAUGUUUUUCAUGAUUGGGUUGCAGAACAUAGUGGUGAUGAAACAAAUGUAGAUAGAGAAAAAUAUUGGCAGUUUUUUGAUUGGGAAAUACCUUAUUCAGCUUAUCAUGCAUGUCCACAAAACUCAUCUGUUAAACGAAAUAUAUUUCGAUAUGAUUUAAUAGCAAAUCAAACAUUCGAUCAACAUCAUAACGGCAAACAACCGUUUACAAUUAAAUCUUAUUUCAAAACAAGAUUCGAUCAAUUCAUAGCUACUCUUCAGAACAAUAGUAGCAGUUCGAAUAAUAAUAUUAAUAAUAAUAUUGGUUUUACAUUUUAUUCUAGUCGAACUUUUACUAUAAUAUCAUCACUAAUGGAAGUAGGUGUCGUUUUUGAAAUUCGAUGGUGGUGUCAGCAUCGUAAAUUAUACAAUAAACAUACUGGUGUUUGGUCAGGUGUUUCUAUUUUGUCUAAUUAUCUGCCAACUGAUUAUUUUCAAUAUAUUGCACCAAGUACGAUCCUUACUAAUAAUAGUAUUGCUAUUUCUGAAACAGAUAAGAAUAUCAAUAUUGAUGUUUUUAAAUCUAUUCAAUGUGCACCCAUUUAUGCACGCGAUGUUUUCUUGAUUGGAGUACAUAUACGUCAUGGUGAUGUUGUAAAACGAGAUAAUCAAAGCCGUAUAAUAUCGGGUGAUCUAUAUCGUUACAUGUCAAAUUCAGCUUAUACACCACUACUAAUUUAUAUUAUCAAUGCAUUACCUACUCAGAUACGAAACAAGUAUUUGAUCACAAUUUAUAGUGAGGGCGUAAUAAAUGAUUUUCAUGAUAUACUCAUUAGUUUAAAAAAAGCUUUUCCCGAAUCACGUUGUCGAAUCUCAUUUUUCUUAAAUGGUCGAACAUCUGAAACUUUUAAUCGUUUCCUACGCGAUGAUAUUUUAAUUGGUUCAUUAAGCACAUUUAGUAUGGCUGCUGGUAUAUUUAAUAGUCGACAAUUAAAGCUAGGGCCAAAGCAUAAUCGAGCAAGAGUGCAUGGAAUGAGAAAUCAUUUAAGUUUAGAUUUAGACGUAAAUCAUACGAAUUUUAAAAUUACAGCAGAAAAACAACAACUAAUCAAACAAAGAAUACACUAUGUAUGGAACCAAAAGCAAGCACAACAAAAGACUGCGAUUCCAUUAUGGUUAGAUAAUUAUUCAUCAGAUUAUCCCGAAGCAUACAUGUUGAUUUAG